Messenger RNA from Daktulosphaira vitifoliae (grape phylloxera), 762 nucleotides. RefSeq lists its product as uncharacterized. Gene Ontology annotation, molecular function: odorant binding. The record is from RefSeq and is a predicted model, not a curated record. NCBI's taxonomy places the organism in Eukaryota, Metazoa, Arthropoda, Insecta, Hemiptera, Phylloxeridae. The transcript has 7 exons. The coding region runs from base 59 to 487 and encodes 142 amino acids.
UAAAUUAUACAUUAGUAUAACUGUUACAUUUGAAUUGAACAGACCUAGUUAGGUAAAAAUGGAUUUGGUUAAAGGAAAACAAUUAUUUUAUAGUUUAAUUUUGUUGAGUAUAACAAUUCUUGUUUGUGGACGAUUUACUCCAGAACAAAUCGAUUUUUACGGAAAAGAGUGUAAUGCAAGCCAAGAAGACUUACAAAUAGCCAAAGAAUAUAAAGUACCCACUUCGGAAUUGGGGAAGUGUCUAAUGAAGUGUAUGAUAAGUAAAUUAGGAAUGUUAAAUUCAGAUGGAACAUAUAAUAAAACUGGUACUUUUGAAGCAUUAAAACAAUACUGGCAAGAAUGGCCUAUUGAUAAAGUAGAAUUAAUUAAUAACAAGUGUCAUUCAGAAGCUAGCAAAGCAUCACCAGAUGUAAUAGCAACAUGUAAUUACGCCUUUGAAGUUAUGGCAUGUAUUAAUAUAGAAGCAAAAACCCUUGGAGUAUUAUAAUUACAAAUGCUAUAGAACAAGUUGGAGGAUCAAUAAAAAAAAUGCAAUCAAAAGAAGAUUUUGUUAUGUAUUAUAAGAAUUAUUUUUAUUAGUAAUUUGAUCAAGUACUCAAAUCCGACUUAAAUCAUAAUUUAAUUUUUACGAAUUUCACCGAUCGUAGAAUGUACAGUAUUUAUUUCGGGUUUUCCAAAGACCUUGACAUAUUCAAUAAUCAACAAUUAUAAUUACUGUAAUUGUUUUAAUAUUAAAUAAAACACUUUUCAUCUAAAAUGUGA